Messenger RNA from Cololabis saira (Pacific saury), 5097 nucleotides. It is a transcript of the gene ntng2a, whose product is annotated as netrin g2a. The transcript has 14 exons. The record is from RefSeq and is a predicted model, not a curated record. Bases 275 to 5035 code for a protein of 1586 amino acids. Lineage: Eukaryota; Metazoa; Chordata; Actinopteri; Beloniformes; Belonidae.
CAGAAGGCAAAAGAGAAUAGGAGGAGUAAGAGGGGAGGUGGACUGUAAAAUCAGCUUAUGAAGACUCAGUUGAAGAUCCCUGACAGGGCUGACAUGGGCAGGGCAAAUUACUGAGCACAGCUGAUGACUACAGGUAUAAAUCCACCCCUGGUUGUCAUAACAACCAGAACAUGACCAGUUGGCAGCCAGGUUUGUGAAGCAGUCGUGGAGGGACUGGACCUGUGGACUGGACAUGAGGAAGCUGAAAAUCCUCCUGUCUGCCUGACGGUCCAAUAUGGUCUUCUUCCAGUGGCCCAUCCGGCAGCCUCUCCGAGUCUUCAUCCUUCUCAUCCUGUGGCAGUCGCCGUGCUGGUGUCAGUUUGACGUGUGUCGCUCUCUGCGCAGCACAGACCCGGAGCCAUGGUGGGAUUUUUACGCAUGUCAGCCUCCUCCAACCAACAUGAAGGAGUUCAUGCAGAUCAGAGUUGACCCCCCCGGGAUCACCUGUGGAAACCCACCUGAGAGAUUCUGCACUCUGGAAAAUCCGUAUCUGUGCAGUGAUGAGUGUGACGCAGCCAGCCCUGACUUGUCUCACCCCCCUCAGUUGAUGGGGGACAGAGAAAGGGGGGGGCUCAUCACCUACUGGCAGACAGUCACAUGGUCCAGGUAUCCUGAGCCCUUGUUGGCCAACAUCACGCUGUCCUGGAACAAGAGUCUGGAGGUGGUCGAUGACAUCAUCAUCACCUUCGAGUAUGGCCGACCGACCAUGCUGGUUCUGGAGAAGUCCAUGGACAAAGGUACAACAUGGCAGCCAUACCAGUACUACUCUGAUGACUGUCUCGAGGCCUUUGGCAUGUCACCUAAACAAGUUUCUGAUUUGGCUCCAAGUAACUUGACCCGAGUCAUCUGCACUGAGCAGUACUCUCGUUGGGUUGGGGCCAAGGAGGAGAAGAAUGUGGUGUUUGAGGUGCGAGCUCGAUUUGGUGUGUUUGCUGGUCCAAAGCUAAUCAACAUGGAUGCUCUGUACACCCGGAUGGAGACGAUGAAAGGUCUUAGAGACUUCUUCACCUUCACCAACCUCCGACUGCGACUGAUGCGCCCGGCACUGGGAGGAACCUAUGUCCAAAGAGACAACCUGCUGAAGUACUUCUACGCUAUUUCAAACAUUGACAUACCUGCAAGGUGUAAGUGUAACCUGCAUGCAUCUCAGUGUGUGUUACGUGAUACAACACUGCAGUGUCUCUGUGACCACAACACAAGCGGACAGGACUGCCAGCGUUGCAACAGAGGGUUCACACAACGCAGCUGGAGACCGGGAUCUUACCUACCCCUACCCAGAGGGAACAUAAACACCUGUGAUGAAGUCGAACCUGCACCCACGGCUGCUGACUCUUACUCCCCAGCAUCUGAUGGACCUUCUGCCUCAUCAGAUGGAGUGACUGACAAAACUACUACUACCACUACUCUUAGUGCCAGAGACAGUAGCACGGUCACACCAACAGUACUACCUAAUUCCGUUGUUGACAGUAUGGAUAACAGCCCCGCUACUACUGCAGACACUAUUAUGACUACCCCCGCUACUACUGCAGACACUAUUAUGACUACCCCCGCUACUACUGCAGACACCGUUAUGACUACCCCUGCUACUACUGCAGACACUAUUAUGACUACCCCUGCUACUACUGCAGACACUAUUAUGACUACCCCCGCUACUACUGCAGACACUAUUAUGACUACCCCCGCUACUACUGCAGACACUAUUAUGACUACCCCCGUUACUACUGCAGACACUAUUAUGACUACCCCCGCUACUACUGCAGACACUAUUAUGACUACCCCCGCUACUACUGCAGACACUAUUAUGACUACCCCCGCUACUACUGCAGACACUAUUAUGACUACCCCCGCUACUACUGCAGACACUAUUAUGACUACCCCCGCUACUACUGCAGAGACUUUUAUGACUACCCCCGCUACUACUGCAGAGACUUUUAUGACUACCCCCGCUACUACUGCAGAGACUUUUAUGACUACCCCCGCUACUACUGCAAACACUAUUAUGACUACCCCUGCUACUACUGCAGAGACUUUUAUGACUACCCCCGCUACUACUGCAGACACUAUUAUGACUACCCCCGCUACUACUGCAGACACUAUUAUGACUACCCCUGCUACUACUGCAGACACUAUUAUAACUACAUUCAUUUACAAGAGUACUACUUAUACAAGUACAGAAAGUCUGCUUACAGUAUCAGAUACAGCCAGUAGUUCUACGGACAGUGACCCAAGGAGUAUUACUACUGGUACCCCCAUGGUAUUUGACAGUGCUAAGACUAGCAGUAUGUCUGUGACUGACAUAAGUUCUACAGCUUUAUUUACUAGUUCUACUGGGGACUUCUUUGAAUUUGGUGUAGACUCUUUCACAGCAUCUAACUCUGGCACAGAAGUUCUUUCUGUUGUCAGUAGUACCGUCACUACUCCCAAAUCUGAUGCACUUCCUGACUUGAGCAAUACAGCAGGACCUUCAGCAGACACAGUUACAUCAAGCAGUCCAGCUCCGGCAACUGGAGACACCAGCAGUUCCAGUAUGACAGUCAGUAGCUCCAGUCUGACCCCGAGCAGCCCCACUGUACCAGGCAGCACUGGUGACCUGGGGAUGUCUGAUCCAGUGACUGAGCUCCGUGAGGCCACUUCAGACUACACUUUUUCUGCGACUGGUACUACCAGUGUGGUAACCAGUACUGUUACACCUUCUGUUGGUGCUGUGCCAUCUACUAGAUUCCCAAAUUCAACAACUCUUCCAGAAAUAACCCCAUCCAGAGACGCGGCUUCAUCUGGAGAUACCCAGCCUAAUGGGUCUGCUUCAACGGGUCAAGUGGAAAAUGGUUCACCCAAAGGAGGAGCUGACAGAGCUUCUGCUCCUCCCGAUGAUCCAGUCAAUAUAUCUCCUCUGGAUGUACCUCCUCCGGAUGUUCCAUUGGGAUCACCAUCUUGGGACCAACCUCCUCCUGACGUCUCACCCUCCACUGUAACUCCUCCUAAUAGUCUUCCUUCAGAUGCACCUCUUCCAGAUGUGUCAUUGGAUUUACCACCUGUGGAUAUGUCUCCUCCAAAUGUACCUUCUCUUGUUCUACCAUCCCCUGAUGUACUACCCCCAGAGGUGACUCUGCCUGAUAUACUUGUGGAAGUAGCCCCUACUGAUAUGCCUCCUCCUGAUGUACCUUCUCCAGAUGUUCCUCCGGGAGAGCCAGCCACUAAAUCUCAAGACACUUCAAUAGACUUACUUCCUCCUGAUACCCCUCCAUCAUACGUAAAUCCAGGAGUACCAUCCUCUACGAGUCCAACCACAUCUAUAGAGGUCCCUUCAGUGGACGUUACUUCAGAAGGGCCACCAUCAGAGAUUCAGGGUGCUUCAGUAGAUGGACUGCCUUCAGUUGCACCUUCUCUUGGUGGUUUUCUGCCAGAUGUAAUUCCUCCAGAUGUACUUCGUCCUCAGGUGCCUUCUGCAGAUGUACUUCCAGCAGCGUCACCCUCCAUAACUCCAAGCAAGCCAAUAGCACCUCCUUCUGAUAUAGCACCUCCAGAUGCACCUCCUUCCGAUAUAGCACCUCCAGAUGCACCUCCUUCUGAUAUAGCACCUCCAGAUGCACCUCCUUCUGAUAUAGCACCUCCAGAUGCACCUCCUUCUGAUGUAGCACCUCCAGAUGCGCCUCCUUCUGAUGUAGCAUCUCCAGAUGCACCUACUUCUGACGUAGCAUCUCCAGAUGCGCCUCCUUCUGACAUAGCACCUCCAGAUGCGCCUCCUUCUGACAUAGCACCUCCAGAUGCACCUCCUUCUGAUAUAGCACCUCCAGAUGCACCUCCUUCUGAUGUAGCACCUCCAGAUGCACCUCCUUCUAAUAUAGCAUCUCCAGAUGCGCCGCCUCCUGAUAUAGCACCUCCAGAUGCACCUCCUCCAGAUACACCUCCUACUGAUAUACCUUUUCCAGAUAUACCUCUUCCUGACAUACCUCCUCCUGAUGUAUCUCCAGUGCCAUCCUCUAGAACUGACAAGAAUUCAGUAGCUACAGCUCCUUCUGAUAUAUUUCCUCCCGAUGAAGCACCUAUUCCCAAUGGUAACAUUCAAGUUCCAGGUGCUCCUGUAGAGUCAUUCUUGCCAACCAUUGAAGGAGGAGGUGAUCGGGCAUCAGACGCAGUUUCUAUCACCUCAGAUCCAUCAAACCCUCCUGGUGAACCAGAUUCAGUUGAACCUGAACAAAGUUCAGCAUCAAGUUCUGAACAAGAAUCUCAGAGGCAGCAAAAAUCUUCUGAGGGGGAAUCAGCUGGACCUUCAGUUGGAUCACCAUCUGAGGAAAAGAAGGGUUCUGAACAAGAGAAGACAGUGGAAAUAAAAGACAAAAGCGAAGAGGGGAAGAAAAAACAAGACAAAGGCUACGAGAAAAAAAAAGUGACCCAGAAGAUUCUGGUUCCAGGAGGACCAAGCUUCAAUCAGCUGUCAAAAAUCAUUUACGUAAACUUCCAGGACUGCGAGUGCAAUGCUCACUCCAACCGCUGCAGCUACAUCGACUUCAUCAACGUGGUCACGUGUGUCAGCUGCAAACACAACACACGAGGCCAGAACUGCCAAUUCUGUCGCCUUGGUUACUAUAGAAACGCCUCGCUGCAACUGGACCAUGAGGACGUGUGCAUCGAGUGUGACUGCAGUCCAGAGGGCAGUGUGUCUCCUCACUGUUCAGACUCUGGUCUCUGUGGCUGUAAGACCGGAGGCGCUGGGCGGCGCUGUGACUCCUGUCUACCUGGGUACACCUGGAGAGAACUCCAAGCGACAUGCACAGAGAACGUGUGUGACUCAGAGCGGUUGGUGUGUCAGAAUGGAGGAACCUGUAUCGACUUCCAGCGCUGCAUCUGUCCAGACAACUUCUCUGGUGUUCUAUGUGAGCAGAGCGUCUGUCUGAAGAAAAAUGGCUGCCAGGGAGACGGAGAGAACUCAGCCUCCUCUUUGACGUCACACCUGUUCCUUCUGAUCGUCGGUCUGGUCUGUUCCUUCCUCGGUUGAUCCUGCCCAACAUCAGAGACCACACCCACUUGUGAAAUCACAGUUAUAUUAAACAGGAAAUA